Molecule: messenger RNA, 452 nt
Organism: Wasmannia auropunctata (little fire ant)
Lineage: Eukaryota; Metazoa; Arthropoda; Insecta; Hymenoptera; Formicidae
Product: cytochrome P450 6a2-like
Exons: 1
Coding region: 42-437 (131 amino acids)
Molecular function (GO): heme binding; monooxygenase activity; oxidoreductase activity, acting on paired donors, with incorporation or reduction of molecular oxygen
Source: RefSeq, a predicted model, not a curated record
UUAAGAAUUAAUUAAAAUAUAUGUAAAAAAUUAGAUAUUCAAUGGAAGUAAUUAUGUCAACGGCAUUUGGAAUCAAAUCUAAUUGUAUAAAGCAGCCAGAAAAUAACGAGUUUCUAUAUUGGGGGAAGAAAAUCUUUGGAGAGCAACCCCUUUGGAAGACUUUUUUAAUGUUCGUACCUCAAAUAAUGAACUUUCUUUCUCUUCCUGUUACGGACACAGGCGUUACCGAGUUUUUUAUGAAAUUAUUUCGUGAUAACGUGGAAUACAGACGAAUUCAUAAUGUCGUCAGGAACGAUUUUAUGAAUGUGCUCAUACAACUUAUGGAGAAGGGCUAUGUUAUACCUGAUGACAAGAAGGACAUUACCGACAUAUCAUGUAAAUACAUAUUUAUUAUAAUAUUAAUCGCGCUUUUUUAUUGUUUACUUGUUUUAUUGUGACUUCAAAAUAAUGUC